CGACUAGUUGAGCGUCGAUCGGUGGGCGGUGAGGAUUGUCCAGCGGCCUCAGCCCCAACGGUCGAGCCUGCCAGGCGGUUCGCAGGCGUGGCCCCAGAUGGGGAGCCACUUUGCAGGACUCGCAGAAACGCUAGGUGUCCCCCCAAGCUUGCUUUUCUGCAAAAUGUUGAGAUUUUUGAAGCGGCCUCUAGUGGUGACUGCUGACAUCAACUUGAAUUUAGUGGCCCUGACUGGGCUGGGACUACUGACCCGACUAUGGCAACUCUCCUACCCAAGGGCUGUAGUCUUUGAUGAAGUAUAUUAUGGGCAGUACAUUUCCUUCUACAUGAAGCGCAUCUUCUUUCUGGAUGACAGUGGACCACCUUUCGGCCACAUGCUAUUGGCCUUAGGAGGUUAUUUAGGAGGAUUCGACGGUAACUUUUUGUGGAACCGAAUUGGAGCAGAAUACAGCAGUAACGUGCCGGUAUGGUCCUUGCGCCUGCUGCCAGCCCUUGCUGGGGCCCUGUCAGUACCCAUGGCCUACCAGAUAGUGUUGGAGCUCCACUUUUCCCACUGUACCGCCAUGGGAGCCGCCCUGUUGAUGCUCAUUGAAAACGCGCUGCUCACUCAGUCCAGGCUCAUGCUGUUGGAGUCCUUACUGAUAUUCUUUAACCUCUUGGCUGUGCUGUCCUAUCUGAAGUUUUUCAACUCCCAGGCACGCAGCCCUUUCUCACUGCGCUGGUGGCUGUGGCUGACGCUGACCGGGGUCUCUUGUUCCUGCUCGGUUGGUAUCAAAUACAUGGGAAUUUUUACCUACUUGCUUGUGCUCAGCAUCGCAGCUGUGCAUGCCUGGAACCUGAUUGGAGACCAGACCUUGUCAAAUAUCUGCGUGCUCGGUCACUUGCUCGCCAGGGUAGUGGCCCUGCUGGUCAUCCCGGUUUUCCUGUACUUACUGUUCUUCUAUGUCCACCUAAUGCUGCUCUAUCGCUCUGGGCCCCAUGACCAAAUCAUGUCCAGCGCCUUCCAAGCCAGCCUGGAGGGAGGGCUAGCCCGCAUCACCCAGGGCCAGCCCCUGGAGGUGGCCUUUGGUUCCCAGGUCACUCUGAAGAGUGUCUUCGGCAAACCCUUGCCCUGCUGGCUUCAUUCCCACAAGGACACCUACCCCAUGAUAUAUGAGAAUGGCCGUGGCAGCUCCCACCAGCAACAGGUGACCUGUUACCCCUUCAAAGACAUCAAUAACUGGUGGAUUGUAAAGGACCCUGGGAGACACCAGCUGGUGGUAAACAACCCCCCCAGGCCUGUUCGCCAUGGAGACAUUGUACAGCUCGUUCAUGGCAUGACCACCCGCCUCCUUAACACGCACGAUGUUGCAGCCCCUCUGAGUCCCCAUUCUCAAGAAGUCUCCUGUUACAUCGACUAUAACAUCUCCAUGCCUGCCCAGAACCUCUGGAAGCUGGACAUUGUGAACAGAGAGUCCAGCCGGGAUACCUGGAAGACUAUCCUGUCGGAAGUGCGCUUCGUGCAUGUGAACACGUCCGCUGUCUUGAAGCUCAGCGGGGCUCACCUCCCUGACUGGGGGUUUCGGCAAUUGGAGGUGGUUGGGGAGAAGUCACGGGGCCACCACGAGAGCAUGGUGUGGAAUGUGGAGGAGCACCGGUAUGGCCAAAGCCAAGAACAGGAGGAGAGGGAACUGGAGCUGCACUCGCCCACCCAGGUUGAUAUCAGCAGGAACCUCAGCUUCAUGGCCAGAUUCUCCGAACUGCAGUGGAAGAUGCUGACACUGAAGAAUGAGGAUUCAGAACACAAGUACAGCUCCACCCCGCUGGAGUGGGUCACCCUGGACACCAACAUCGCCUACUGGCUACAUCCCAGGACCAGUGCUCAGAUCCACUUGCUUGGAAACAUCGUGAUCUGGGCUUCAGCCAGCCUUGCCACAGUGGCCUACAUCCUACUCUUCCUCUGGUACCUGCUCCGCCGGCGAAGGAGUAUCUGGGACCUCCCUAAGGGUGCCUGGUCCCAUUGGGUGCUAGCUGGAGCCCUGUGUACUGGUGGCUGGGCGUUCAACUACCUGCCCUUCUUCCUGAUGGAGAGGAUGCUCUUCCUCUACCACUACCUGCCGGCACUCACCUUCCAGAUCCUGCUGCUUCCGAUUGUCCUGCAGCACGUCAGUGACCACCUGUGCAGGUCCCAGCUGCAGAGGAAUGUCUUCAGUGCCCUGGUUGUGGCCUGGUAUUCCUCUGCAUGCCAUGUGUCCAAUAUGCUACGUCCACUAACCUAUGGAGACACGUCACUCUCACCAGGAGAACUCCGGGCCCUUCGCUGGAAAGACAGCUGGGACAUUCUGAUCCGGAAGUACUAAGAACGAGAGCACGAAGACAAGCAUGCAGAACAGGAUCUCAAAAAUGUCUUCGUCUCCCACCAGCAGAGGCCUCAGCAGGCAGGACUGGCUGGGUCUAGGAAGGACUCCAGGGAUUAACUGAAGAGCCCUGUUCGCUGGUUUCUCCUCAGAAGUGAUUUUUUUCCUCUUCACACAGUGAAGAGUAUGCCCUGCCACAGCAUCACCUAUGAGGCCCAACUCUGACCCAGCCAGUAUUUGAGCUGCCAAUGUAAGAACACCAAUGCGGGCAGGAGCCCCGGGCUAGGGACAGGACUCCUGAUGAGCCUGAGCUUCCCCAGCUGUGGGCUAAGCCCCCUGCCUUUUACAAGGCCUGCAGUCACCCCAAACAACUCACUGUCUGCAGGCACAGCCGACCUUUGUAAAGCCUACAUGGAAAUCUGACAGCGCAUUAAUACCAAGACUCCUCACUGAUCUGUAUUUUAAAAACCCCUUCUGGGGGAUUCCACCAAGUGUCUUCACCUGUCUUCCACAGCCAAGAUGUCAUCCAUACACUUCUUUGCCUUGAAUUUGCCUUUCCUAAUGUAAAUAAAAAGGAACACAUUGA
Molecule: messenger RNA, 2921 nt
Organism: Chionomys nivalis (European snow vole)
Lineage: Eukaryota; Metazoa; Chordata; Mammalia; Rodentia; Cricetidae
Gene: Pomt1
Product: protein O-mannosyltransferase 1
Exons: 20
Coding region: 98-2338 (746 amino acids)
Biological process (GO): protein O-linked glycosylation
Cellular component (GO): membrane
Molecular function (GO): mannosyltransferase activity
Source: RefSeq, a predicted model, not a curated record